Fragaria vesca subsp. vesca is the source of this 1570-nucleotide messenger RNA. Its product is annotated as putative zinc metalloprotease slr1821-like. The record is from RefSeq and is a predicted model, not a curated record. The coding region runs from base 92 to 1426 and encodes 444 amino acids. The transcript has a single exon. Lineage: Eukaryota; Viridiplantae; Streptophyta; Magnoliopsida; Rosales; Rosaceae. Gene Ontology annotation, biological process: proteolysis. Gene Ontology annotation, cellular component: membrane. Gene Ontology annotation, molecular function: protein binding; metalloendopeptidase activity.
GAGACACAAACUAUGAAUUAUCCAAUCCCUUCCUCUAUCACAAAACCUUGGCAGCCUCACCUUUCUUAAUACCCACCCACCCAGAAAAACCAUGGUUAUUAGUCUCUCCUCUUCUCCACCUUCUUCUCUGUCUCUGAUCAAGUUAACCAAUUCAAGGUCUGAGUUUCCUUCAAAACCCAAAACCCACCUCCCAAAGUGCUCAUUUUCUUCAUCAGACCUCAGCUUUCAUUGCAAGGAUCCAUUUUUAUCUCCAAAGGGUGGGAACCCAAAUGGGACAAGGUUACAGUUGAGGUCUUGUGCACUUCCUGGUCUUGAUUAUAGCAACUUUGAGAGUGUUCAGUCAGUUUUGGAGGCAGCUGCAGUUUUAACAGCCAUCAUUGUUGUUCAUGAAAGUGGUCAUUUCCUUGCUGCUUAUCUUCAGGGCAUCCAUGUAAGUAAAUUUGCAGUUGGGUUUGGUCCUAUUUUAGCUAAAUUCAAUGCCAACAAUGUAGAGUAUUCCAUUAGAGCUUUUCCUCUAGGAGGGUUUGUGGGGUUUCCUGAUAAUGACCCCAAUAGUGAUAUUCCAGUUGAUGAUGUAAAUUUGCUCAAGAAUAGGCCCAUAUUGGAUAGAGUAAUAGUGGUUUCAGCUGGUGUCAUUGCCAACAUCAUUUUUGCCUAUGCUAUUAUCUUUACUCAAGUCUUGUCAGUUGGUUUGCCUGUACAAGAGGGCUAUCCUGGGGUUAUUGUGCCCGAGGUAAGGCCCUUUUCUGCUGCUUCCCGAGACGGGUUACUUGCUGGUGAUGUGAUCCUUGAGGUUAAUGGAAUUCAGUUGCCAAAAGGAGGGCCUAAUGCUGUCACAGAGGUUGUUGAUGUGAUUAAGAAAAAUCCCAACAGAAAUGUGGUUCUUAAGGUUGAGAGGGGAAAGCAGGAUUUUGAGAUUGGGGUCACCCCUGAUGAGAAUUAUGAUGGAACGGGAAAAAUUGGAGUGCAGUUAUCACCAAAUGUUAAGAUUUCGAAAGUUAAACCCAAAAAUGUAGCGGACGCUUUUAAUUAUACAGGGAGAGAGUUCUGGGGCUUGUCGUUCAAUGUAUUGGAUAGCUUAAAACAGACUUUUCUAAACUUCUCGCAGACAGCUAGUAAAGUUUCGGGUCCUGUUGCCAUCAUUGCUGUUGGUGCAGAAGUUGCAAGGUCGAAUCUUGAUGGACUGUAUCAAUUUGCUGCUUUGCUUAAUCUUAAUCUUGCAGUGAUCAACCUCCUUCCCUUACCUGCUCUAGAUGGAGGUACCUUGGCUUUUAUACUUAUAGAGGCUGCUAGGGGUGGGAGAAAACUCCCUAUGGAAGUGGAACAGACGAUUAUGUCAUCAGGGAUAACGGUAGUUGUUUUUCUAGGAUUGUUCCUUAUUGUCCGGGACACACUUAAUCUUGAUUUCAUCAGAGACAUGUUGUGAUUGCUGAAAAAAUUACAGAAGUCUUAAGGUAACUUGGGUUUGGGAAAGUCCCUGUGAAGCUUAUCCCUGAUGUCCAAGAGAGGGAGCAAACCAAGAACUUAGAGGGGGCUUUGCAUGAUAUUGUUGCUUACAUCCAAUGGAAUA